Molecule: messenger RNA, 346 nt
Organism: Vigna umbellata (rice bean)
Lineage: Eukaryota; Viridiplantae; Streptophyta; Magnoliopsida; Fabales; Fabaceae
Source: RefSeq, a predicted model, not a curated record
AUGGGUAAGAGGGCAGUGUUAAUAGGAUGCAACUACCCCGGAACAAAGGCUGAAUUGAGAGGGUGUGUUAAUGAUGUAUGGAAUAUGAAGAAGUGCCUCAUCAACAUAUAUGGUUUCUCAGAAAGGGACAUUGUUGUUCUCAUUGACACUCAUCAUUCCUACACUCAACCCACCGGCAAGAACAUCAGGUUGGCUCUGUCCAAGCUUGUCCGGUCCGCCAAGCCCCGCGACGCCCUCUUUGUCCACUACAGCGGCCACGGCACGCGUCUUCCGGCGGAAUCCGACGACGAAGACAAUACUGGCUAUGACGAAUGCAUUGUUCCCACAGAUAUGAAUCUCAUCACUG